CGAUUUUUGUAAAUAGAUGUGAGAACCACAUGAGACUCGUAUCUUUGUCUUGAAACCCUAGCCUCCCUCUCUUCCCUUCAUUCACUCAUCUCUUUUCUUUUUGUUACCCUAGAAAAUCAAAAACCUAACCCUAAUCUCUCUCUCUCUCUACAAACACUUAUAUAUAUAUAUAUACAUCAAUGGCUAAGAAACGAAAGUCUCGAACUCAACAGCCCGAACCUGUUCCCAUGGAGGAAGAAGAACAACAACAAACCACCACCCAACCACCACAAGAAGAAGAGCCGGGCCCCACUGUAAACGACGUCGUUCCAUCAGAUCCCCAACCUCAACAAGAUGAGAAGAUUCUAGAGGAAGAUAUUGAAGAAGAGGAAGAAGAUCCUCAAGAGAUCGAAGAUGUUGAAGAAGAGAUCGAGGAGGAAGAAGAAGAAUCCGAACACGACGAAGAUGAAAAUAAGGAAACGACCGAAAACGACGUCGUUCCAACAACCGAAUCCAAUGGUGUUAAACAAGAAGGAGAAAAAGAAGAAGAAGAGGAUAUGGAAUUAGAAGAUGAACCUGUUGAGAAGCUUCUGGAACCAUUCUCAAAAGAACAGCUUAUUUCCCUCCUCAAAGAAGCCGUUUCCAAACACCCCGAUUUAAUCGAAAACGUGUCGAAAAUCGCAGACAUCGAUCCAGCUCAUCGAAAAAUAUUCGUGCACGGCUUAGGAUGGGACACGAAUUCAGACGUGUUAAUAAGCGAAUUCGGGAAAUAUGGAGAGAUUGAGGAUUGCAAAGCGGUUGUGGAUAAGGUCUCUGGGAAAUCGAAAGGGUAUGCUUUUAUUUUGUUUAAACAUAGGGCAGGUGCUCAGAAAGCCUUAAAGGAACCCCAGAAGAAAAUCGGAAACCGGAUGACGUCGUGCCAAUUGGCGUCUGCUGGACCGGUUCCUGCGCCUCCCCCUGUUGUACAGACUGUGUCUGAGUAUACGCAGAGGAAGAUAUUUGUUAGUAAUGUGGCUGCGGAUAUCGAUCCUGGGAAAUUGACCGAGUUUUUUGCCAAGUUUGGGGAGAUCGAUGAUGGGCCUUUGGGGUUGGAUAAGCAGACUGGGAAACCGAAAGGGUUUGCGUUGUAUGUGUAUAAGACGGUUGAAGGGGCGAAAAAGGCGUUGGAGGAACCCCACAAGGUGUUUGAGGGACAUACGUUGCAUUGUCAGAAGGCUGUUGAUGGGCCUAAACCGAAUAAGCCGUUUUUCCAGCAGGGUGGAAGUGGUGGGCAUGGGAAUCAGCAUUAUGGUGGUGGACAUGGAGGACAUGGGCAUCAUGUUUCGAAAAAGGGCAAGUUUUCGGGAGGUGGAGGAGGAAGUGGUGGACAUGGGCAUUUGAUGGCCCCGUCUUAUAACACUCCGGUUCCACCUGCGUUGACACCGGCUUUGGGACAAGCGUUGACUGCGUUGCUUGCAACUCAAGGAGGUGGACUUGGGAAUCUUUUAGGAUUAGGUGGACCUCCACAAGGGAUGCCCCCCGGUGGUGGCUAUGGCAAUCAAGGUGGCGGAGGCUAUGGUGCUCCACAAGGGAUGCAGGGUGCCUACCCUCCACAGGGCGGCAAUCGACCACCUUAUGGUCGCUAGGUGAGAGAACAAUUCCCUUGCUCUAAUAACAAAAUAUUGCAGAUUCCAUCAUGUUUUUGUUUUGGACUCCCGCUGAAUGUUCUCAAGUUCCAGAAAGUUAUGCAAAUGAAGUCUUUAUUAUAUGUAACAAAAAGUAACCAUUUGCUUAAAGAGCGGAUUUGUUAAACCCGUAUUUCCCUAUUUUCAGUACGUAGUUCUUGGACUUUUUUUAAACAAUGUAGUACUUUGACUAUAUGAUGUUUACAAAAAGAUGUUUAAGGAGCUGGUAGUUACACCAUUACUCCGAUAAUUAACGUUUUAUGCACUUAUGAUUGUAAUUGUUAUGCUUUAUCUAGUUCUUUUUAUUACCAA
Molecule: messenger RNA, 1955 nt
Organism: Erigeron canadensis
Lineage: Eukaryota; Viridiplantae; Streptophyta; Magnoliopsida; Asterales; Asteraceae
Product: UBP1-associated protein 2B-like
Exons: 2
Coding region: 180-1604 (474 amino acids)
Molecular function (GO): RNA binding
Source: RefSeq, a predicted model, not a curated record